This is a messenger RNA of Culex pipiens pallens (northern house mosquito), 692 nucleotides long. RefSeq lists its product as uncharacterized. The coding region runs from base 233 to 673 and encodes 146 amino acids. The record is from RefSeq and is a predicted model, not a curated record. The transcript has a single exon. NCBI's taxonomy places the organism in Eukaryota, Metazoa, Arthropoda, Insecta, Diptera, Culicidae.
UGAACAAGUUGUUGUCAAUCGAUUACCAAAUAAAACAUGGUGUCAGAAGCACUCGUGGAUUAAAAGUGAUUUCCGGCGUCAUUUGAUAUCGCGGAAGUGUCUAGUGAGGAGAAACCCGGUCCGAGCGGCGAAGAAAAUCAUUUGCGGAGGUGAUCGAACGAACUUGUUUGAUCCUGUCCAGCGCCAUAUUUUUCCUGUCGUCGUGCCGGAGCUGUGUGUUUUCCCAGAAGAAAUGAACGCGAAGCAGUUUACCCAAUUUAUGGGGAAGGUGCAGGAAUUGAUUGGUUCGAUUCAGAAGGCACAGGAAUCGAAGCCAGCGGUACAAGUGGCUGCAAGUGCGGGUCCAACGGCUGUGCCCCUUCCACCGUCGCUUGAACUGGAGGGAGAUAUGGAGAGGAAUUUUGAGUUCUUCGAAGAAAGCUGGAAGUUCUAUGUCAGUGCAGUUGGCAUGGACACGUGGCCGGAGGAUCGAAAUGAGCAGAAGACCAGCAUCUUGCUUUCAGUGAUCGGAAGGGACGCGCUGAAGAAGUACGCUAACUUCGAAUUGACGGACGCAGAGAAGAAAAAUCCAGGGCUGGCGUUAGCGGCGAUUAAAAGGAAAGUUGUGCGAGUGCGGAACAAGUACACAGAAAAAAAUUGUGUAAAUUUUGAAGCUUUAAUUUUGGAAGGUUGAAUAUUACCUCUUUUAUGAU